Messenger RNA from Mercenaria mercenaria, 14746 nucleotides. RefSeq names its product homeobox protein cut-like 1. The transcript is spliced from 17 exons. Gene Ontology annotation, biological process: regulation of DNA-templated transcription. NCBI's taxonomy places the organism in Eukaryota, Metazoa, Mollusca, Bivalvia, Venerida, Veneridae. Bases 39 to 4901 code for a protein of 1620 amino acids. Gene Ontology annotation, molecular function: DNA binding; DNA-binding transcription factor activity, RNA polymerase II-specific. The record is from RefSeq and is a predicted model, not a curated record.
UAUUUAAUAUUCUGAUAGAAAUAUUUAAAGAGUAUUUUAUGAAAAUUGAUCAUGUGAUCUGUCAAGCUGCAAUCCAGUUCAAAAUGGCUGCCAGUGUGCAGUCGAUGUGUGAUUUCUGGAAGAAAUUCGAUUUACAAGAGCUACAGAAAGAACUCGAUUCGACUGCCACUGAACUGGCCAACAGACAAGACGAAAGUGACGCUUCCAGAAAAAAACUUGUAGAACUCAGCCGAGAAUUUAAGAAAAACACACCAGAGGACAUAAGAAAAGUUGUUGCACCAUUAUUGAAGAGCUUUCAGGGUGAGAUAGAUGCACUUUCGAAACGUAGCAAAGCUGCUGAGGCUUCAUUCUUGUCUGUGUACAAAAAACUUAUAGACCUCCCAGAUCCCGUACAAGUGCUAGAGUAUGCUCUACAGAUUCAGAAGAAGGCACAUCGUGUUGGAGACCUCGAGAUUGAAAACAAACAGCUGAGAGAAACUUUGGAUGAAUACAAUCACGAGUUUGCUGAAGUAAAGAACCAAGAGGUGACAAUAAAACAGUUGCGAGAACGUCUGAAAGAAGGAGAAGACAAAGUUGAAGCCGUUGCUGAGGCUCGAACGAAAGAAAAAGAGCGAGAACUUCAGAAACAGUUUGCGGAAAAAGAACGUCAGUUACAGGAGACUCAACUUUCUGUUGCUAGGAAACUCGGAGAGGCAGAACAGAGGGUCACAUCUUUGACCAAUACACUAGAAAAUGUACAGUCGGAGCUGUUUGAAGUUAAGGCAAAAUAUGACGAGGCCACUUCAGCAAAGGCAGACGAAAUGGAGAUGGUGAUGGCCGACUUGGAGCGAGCGAACGAGCGGGCAACAGCAGCAGAACGUGAAGCCGAAAAACUGAAGCACCAAUUGAGCAACUUAACUGCAAGUUUAGCAGAGAAUCGGGAAGGUGAGCAGCAAAAAGGUCCCGACAUGGAGCAAGCUAUUGAGAUACUUCAACGUUCCAACCUCGAGGCUGAACUGGCCGCUAAAGAGAAAGAGAUAAGUCAAUUAGUGGAGGAUGUACAAAGAUUGCAAGGGUCUCUACAGAAACUGCGGGAGAACACUACACAACAGGUUGGCCGUUUGGAGGAGGAAUUGGCCUCAAAGAACAAGGCUUUCAAAAUUCUCGAGGAGAAAUUGAGGACACAGGAAGACUACGAGGAAAUCAAGCGUGAACUUGGUGUCCUGAAGUCCAUAGAAUUCUCGUCAACUGCUACAGAUGAAGUAGACGGCGAUGUCGGGAAAACAAAAUCGCUAGAAAUUCUUCUGCUCGAGAAAAAUAAAUCACUUCAAACAGAGAACACACAGCUCAAAGUCAACUCAAAUGACCUCUCAGGAAAUUCAUCACCAACACUCUCAUCUAAUGCCAAAGAAUUUGCAAGUAUGCUUGGUGAGGAAAUCGCGGAAACUUAUCAGCAGAAAAUCGCUCUUGAGUCAUCAUCAUCAAAAACAGAGUUGUCAUCAUCGCCAGCAUUUUCUGCAGUUUCGCCUAAAAAGGAUCUUGAAGAAAAAUCAAUGAGCCCUGAAUCUGGAGAUAUUCCCCCACAAGUGCCGAGCUCUCCGCUUAGUGAAACGAGUCGUUCUGGCAGACCGCCAAGUAACGAAACAGUCAGAAUUCCCCCUCAAUCCCCUCAGUUCUUUCACCCUGCUUUCUCAAACAGCCAUUUAAUGGCAAACUUUAUGGGAUUAGGGAUGAAUUUUAACAAUAACAAUCCGCCAAAAAUUGACGUAAACGGUUGCCAAGGACUAGAUACGUCCAUGGUAGCCAAAACUGUGAGAGAAUUGCUCAGUAUUCAUAAUAUUGGACAACGUUUGUUUGCCAAACAUGUGCUCGGAUUAUCUCAAGGAACUGUGUCGGAACUACUUUCAAAGCCAAAGUCGUGGGAUAAGUUAACGGAAAAGGGCAGAGAGUCGUACCGCAAGAUGCACUCAUGGGCCGUAGAUGAUAGAAAUAUCAUGGCCCUGAAAGCUAUUUCACCAAAGAAAGGCUCACAGCCAUUGUUACCCAGUAUUCAACGUGAAGAUGCUGCCACGGAAGAAAGAAUUGCUCACAUACUCAACGAGGCUCAGCACGCCAUGCAGCAGAAGAAAAGUCUGGAACAAGUCUGGAGUAAAGAGCAUCAGAACGCAAUGGUCAGCAGUAUCUAUCAGGAAAUGGCGCGAUCAUAUGGCCAGUUACAGGGGAGCCAAUCCAUGCCGAUUAUGAGCCCAACUUCCCCAAUGCCUUCAAUUCUGUCUUCUGUCAGUGACCGGGAACGUUAUCGUAAAUUCAGUGAAUCAGAUAGACACCGAGACAAACAUAAUCCAGAAAUUUCCUCAAAGGAUAUGGUCGAGAGAAUAUAUCGACAGGAGCUGAUUAAGCUUGCUCAGGCUGCGGAAAACGCAGGAAAUAUUGCAGCUAGUGCCCUGUAUCAGCAGGAGCUUGCCAGGCUGGCACAGAACGCAAGGAUGCGUGACGAGCCAGAACCAGGGGAGGUAAGACAUAUACGUGGAUCCCCGGAGAGAAUGAAAGUUAAGUCGGAACCUCCAGACAGUACAUCGGAAGAUUUGCUGGCAAACCAGGGGAACUGUCCCAUUGAUCUCAGUAAACGUAACACUUCAACACCCAGUACCCCGACCUCAGGAGGCUCCGACAAAUCGCUCAACAGUUCUGCUCAUGCUGGAAGUGCCUUCUUUCAAAUGCAUGCUAAGGUCAAUGGCCAUGAGGUCACUGAGAAGUCAGUGAAAUCGGAAACACAUCAGCAGACAUCGCCUGUGCCUCACACAGCAUUCCCUCACCAUUAUUCACCAACAGAUAACUCUUCUUCACCACUUCAACGAAUGCAGAAUAUCGCCAACUCAUUAAUGAAUCGGUCACAGAUCGGAGCCCCCUGUAACAAGCCAUUGAAAGCCGUUUUACCGCCUAUCACUCAAGAGGAGUUUGAUAGUUACGCCAAUAUCAACACGGAAGAUCUCGUCAAGCAAGUAAAGGAGACGUUAAGUCAGUAUUCAAUCAGUCAACGAUUAUUCGGAGAAAGUGUGCUAGGAUUGUCGCAGGGCAGUGUAAGUGAUUUGCUAGCAAGGCCAAAACCUUGGCACAUGUUGACUCAGAAGGGACGAGAACCAUUCAUACGAAUGCAGUUGUUCCUGGAAGAUGCAGAGGCCAUUCCAAAGCUAGUAGCAUCACAAUAUCACAUUGCGCCAGACAAAUUGAUGAGAAGCAAUUCAAUUGCAAAAGAUACAGAUUGUGAAGUACAAAGUAUGUGGCAGAGUUUCCGGGGAAACGUCCCUGGUGGUUCCCUGCCAUUGGUCGGUCCUGCAGCCUUAUCGCUAGGACUUUCAGUGCCCCAGACUGAUAUGAAACCCACACCACAACCUCCGCCACCACCACCACCUUCAACACGCCCCCAAACUGUGCCUCCCUUAAUGUUACCCAGUGUAGCACCACCGGUUCCCCAUGGUGAUCCUCAGCACCCGCUAUUUAUGCACCACCACCAUCAUCAUCAAGCACCUUCGCACCACCAACUUCACCAUCCUAACUGGGCCUCAUUCUCGUAUCCAUCCUCAAUGUUGGAAGUCGUUGCCAUGACGUCAGAAAUUGAUACGCUGGAACUGACGGGACGUGUGAAAGAUGUGCUUCAGUUUAAUAACUUGGGACAGAAACUGUUUGGAGAGGCAGUUCUGGGACUGUCACAGGGCUCUGUCAGUGAGCUUCUGUCUAAACCUAAACCUUGGCACAUGUUGAGUAUUAAAGGGAGAGAACCAUUUAUCAAAAUGCAUCUCUGGUUGUCUGAUCCACACAAUGUGGAAAGACUCAAACAUUACCAGAAUGAAAUGAAAGCCAAUCGCAGAAGGCGACACAGUCUAGAAGACAGAUAUGAUGCUUCUAUUGCAUUGCCAAAGCGACCAAGAGUCUUUUUUUCUGAGGAGCAGAAAGAAAGACUGCGACAAGCAUACAACAGAGAUCCAUACCCCAAUCAGAACACUAUAGAGGCAUUGGCAAACACACUUGGUGUUGGUGUUAAAACAGUCAUCAACUGGUUCCAUAAUCAUCGUAUGCGUGCAAAACAACAACAGCAUGCAACCAGUCCAACAACCCCAUUCAGUGAAUACAGUCAACAGAGUCUAAACAAGGAGGAAUCUAAUGAUGAUAAUUCAAACAACAGUGACAUAUCUAGCAUGUCUGAUAAUAGAGAAGCCCUUAAUGCUCUUAGUUUUCAUGCCAGAUUCAUAAAUUCAGAUUCCAAUCAAUGGAUGUUCCCAAAGUUUGAACCAGUUAAUCUUAACAAUAAGAGAAGCAGUCAUGGUUCGGAAAACAAUGUUAAUGAUGGGAGUGAAAUCGAUGAAGAUAAUGAUGAAGAAAAUGUGGAGGAUUUAUCCAGUCCAAUUUCUGCCAAAGGAAACACACAAAAUGCCAAAGAUUCAGACAAUGAAAAAGAAGAAGAUGAUAUUGAAAGUGGAGAUGAUGAUGAAUUUGAAGGAGAUGAAAAUUCAAACACAGAUCAGUCAUUUGAAAAGACUGAUAAAGAUUCUGAAUUCUCGAAGGGGCAAAUGCCAAAUAUGUCACAAGCAGGUGGGGCAAACAAGCGUAAGCGAUCACAUCCCCAGUAUGUUUCAGCUGGAAGACAUUUAGACAGAACAAUUAAUAGAAUCGAGAAUUUACAAAAAGGUCUAGGUAAAACAAAUGAUGAGAAUGAGACAGAGAAAGAAAACACAAGUGAGAAUAUUGUGGACAAUAGAAACGAGAAUGCCUUGAAUGAUUCAGAAAUGGAUGACACUGAAUCUGGGAAAGUGAUUGUACGAGAAAAUGGUGGAAACUUGUGGGAAAAUGGUGAUAAAAGCUCAAAUAUAAACAAAAUUCAGCAAAGUAUUUCUCAACAUUCUGGUGAAGAUUGGGAGUUCUAGGCAGCAUUACUUGUUAACAUGGUUUUCAUCUGAUUCUAUAGAAAAGGUCACAAACAUCUUAUCUACAAAAUUUAAUGUAGCACUAGUGCUUUGAGGGUUUUAGUGAUCCGGUUAUUUGGGUAACAGUUUAGUGUUCAAUUUGACCUUAUUUUGUGCUGAUGUUUUUAGAGUUAUUAGAGGUGGAGUUAAGUGGAAAGUGCUUAAAUAUACUACAAAGUAUUAUAACUUACAAUUACUUUUAUUGUUCAUGCCUUUAAAGUUUAUGUUUUGUUGUGACUUACCUGGCUAUUCAAGUGUUCUGAAAGCCUUUGGUUUUAUAUAUUUUUAUGAAAAAACUUGUGAAUUAUGAUGUGUCGAGUUGAGACUGUUGUGUUCAUAUGGGAGCUCAAAAACUUUUGUUUUGUUAUACUAGUGUUAGAGGUAGAGCUUUAGUCCUGAGCUGUGUUUACAAACACUUCAUCUCUUAAUCAAGAAAUUUAAAACAAUAUCUCAUUAAUAAAUGGACAUCUACAGAACAGUUUCCCGAUGUAGUUUAUGAUGUUGAUGCAAAAGGAGUGAUAAAAGAUCCUUGUAAUGUUGGAAAACACUGAAGAAAAGGAAGAUGAAGUAAAAGGCUUCAGAUGCAGUGUCUUCUAAAGAUUAUGACAAAGAUCCAUUUUAAAUGGUAUGGUGCAGAAAGGUAGAGAUACAGUGUCGAGUAUUUAAUGAAGAAGAUGACAUUUUUUUUGUUCGGGAAUAAAACAAGGUACAGAUUUAUGUGCUGUAUUGUUACUGUUUUUUGAGUAGCAAAAAACACACAUGUAAUACCAGUAACACAAGUGCUUAGUUUCUAAGCUCUGUAAACAGUUUUAAAAACUGAACUGUAUUGAUAUUUUUGCAUGUGUUUUUUGUUUUUGUUUUUAUGUAUAUAAUUAUGCUAAUUGGAGAAAUGUAAAUUUAAGGGUAAGGAGUAACCUAUUUUUAUACAGACCUAUUUUUACAUUUUAUAUAUUCAUCCUAAACUACUGAAUGUUAAAUUUGGCUUUUGUAGGAUUUAGGAUUUUUCAGUUAGUUUGAUAGGUUACAUGAUGACACCAGUUUGCUUAUAGCAUUUUCAUGAUUCACUCAAAAAUUUACAUUGUUAUACAUAGCUCAUAUCCAUACAUUGACACAAAGGUUCAGGACAUCAGCUGAUUAUUACGGUAUUUAAAAACUAUUUGUUUGUUUAAACAAAAAUAGUAUUAUAAAAUGGCUUAUGCAAUUCUUCAAAAUCAAAAUAAGUGUUGUUUAAAGUAAGGCUAAAUGAUACUUUUGAAGCUAAGCUAAAUUUCGUAUAUUUUUUUUUUUCGCAAAGCAUUACAGAUCUUUGCUUUUCGUGUUUGUUCAAUUAUCUGCUGAGAAUAUGUUUGAAAAUAUUCAAUUUAUGGAAAGUUAAAUUUGGUGCAGUGGAGUCACGCAGUACAUUUAAAUUUGCCUUAGAUAUAUAUAGUGAGUUAGAAGUUACAACAAAUAAAAAGCUAGAAGAUAGAUGAGGGCAGUGAUGAUUAUUUGAAUUGCUAUGUGAUUUAUCUAUUUUGUAAAUUGGCUGAUUUCGUAAUAUGAAAAAGGAAUAUUGUAUAUGACCUGUAUAGAAACACUUGGAAGUUCGUCUUUGUUCUUUGAAUAGAAUUGAACAGUAAUGUAAUGCAAAAUAUACAAUCUUGUUUGGUUUAUUGCAAUCAAACUUCUGAAUAUGAUGUUAUGAAUUGCCAAUAGUCCCUAUUUAGAUUCAUUUGUGCACUGAUUUCAAUUAAUGUAGACUUCCAGCAGGUUUAAUAAAAUACAAUGAAAUCCUUUUCACUUUCAGGUAAUUAAGUGUUUAAAUUUUGGUUACGAUAUUAGGAUUUCAGAUGUUUUUUAAUUGUCACUGCCCUAGAUUAGAAUAUCACAUGAAGAUGCAUUCCAUUACAGUGGUCCAAUGAUUUAAAUAGGUUGCUGCAGUUGUAUUAUACAAAUAGGUUGAUGCAGUAAUAUACAGAAUAGGUUGCUGCAGUUGUAUUAUACAAAUAGGUUGAUGCAAUGAUAUACAGAUAGGUUGCUGAAAUCAUAUUGUACAAAUAGGUUCUUGCACUUUGAUAGUGCUGCAGUCAAAUGAUACAAAUAGGUUGCCACAAUCAAGUUAUACAAAUAGGUUGCUGCAGUCACAGUCAAAUGGUGCAAAUCAAAUAGGUUGCUGCAGUCAAAUGGUGCAAAUCAAAUAGGUUGCUGCAGUCAAGUGGUACAAAUAGGUUGCUGUAAUCAAAUGAUACCAAUAGGUUGCUAUAUUUUUGAAAAAGGGUGAAAAUAAUUUUAUCUUGUGAAUUAAUGUCCAUAUUGUACAACAACGGAAUCUGAGUAAUAAAGUGGUAUAUUGUAUUAAAGUGUAAGCCAGUAAUCAUAAAACAACAGUUUUUAGUAGGGUUACACCAAUUUUUAUACUUGCUUCAAGUUUCUGGUUUUUAAUUUAUUUGUUUUCAUGCUUUUAUUCAUGCCAAAAAUAUAAAUAGUCAAGAUCUCUUUAAUAUUAUUAACAAUUACAUUAAGCCACAUUUAGGUUAUUGUUAAAAUUUGCAACUUCGAAUGCCACAUUUAGGUUAUUGUCAAAUACAUUAUGCCACAUUAAGAGUAUUGUAAAAUUUUCAAUUACUAAGUGCCACAUUAAGAUUAUUGUUAAAAUUUUCAAUUACGUAAUGCCACAUUUAGGUUAUUGUUAACAUUUUCAGUUACGUAAUGCCACAUUUAGGUUAUUGUUAACAUUUUCAAUUACAUAAUGCCACAUUUUGGUUAUUGUUAAAAUUUUCAAUUACAUAAUGCCACAUUAAGGUUAUUGUUGAUUUUUCAACUUCAUUGAAAAUUAGAGUCUAUGUUGUUUAAUUUUUUUUUUAAUUCAAAAUAGGUUGGUUACAGUUUCUAUCUCAUUUGUAGAUAUUUAUGUAUAUAGGGCUAAAUGGGUGACAGAAUAGUUGUUUAGAUAGUCAUUGCACUGUGACAUUUAAAGAUAAUUAUAGUAAUAUGUUAAAUACCUACAUGAUAAAAGAAGUUGGAACUUUAUAUAAUUAAAGUGGGUGUGGUGCGUAAAAUUUGGCUAUAAGGUGGUGGGUAGGGGAGGGUAAAUUGUGUUUUGUCCUACAUUUGGAUAGAUUUACCUGACAAACUACUAAUAUGUAUUGAAAUCAUUAGUAUAUUUUGGCAUCAUGAUCUGGUUUUGAGUAUUGUGAACAUUUCACACAAAGAAUUUUAUGAUUUUAUCAUGAAACAGUUUUUUAGCUCGACUAUUCAUAGAAUAGUAGAGCUAUUGGACUCGCCCAUGCGUCAGCGUCCGCGUCGGCGUCCGCGUCCCGAUUUGGUUAAGUUUUUGUAUGUAAGCUGGUAUCUCAGCAACCACUUGUGGGAAUGGAUUGAAACUUCACACACUUAUUCACUGUGAUAAACUGACUUACAUUGCACAGGUUCCAUAACUCUAUUUCGCUUUUUUACAAAAUUAUGCCCCUUUUUUGACUUAGAAAUUUUUGGUUAAGGUUUUGUAUGUAAGCUGGUAUCUCAGUAACCACUUGUGGGAAUGGAUUGAAACUUCACACACUUAUUCACUGUGAUAAACUGUCUUACAUUGCACAGGUUCCAUAACUCUAUUUUGCUUUUUUACAAAAUUAUGCCCCUUUUUCGACUUAGAAUUUUCUGGUUAAGGUUUUGUAUGUAAGCUGGUAUCUCAGUACUCACUAAUUGGAAUGGAUUGAAACUUCACACACUUGUUCACUGUCAUGAUCUGACAUACACAAAGCAGGUUCCAUAACUCUAUUUUGCUUUUUUACAAAAUUAUGCCCCUUUUUCGACUUAGAAUUUUUUGGUUAAGGUUUUGUUUGUAAGCUGGUAUCUCAGUAUCCACUAACGGGAAAGGAUUGAAACUUCACACACUUGUUCACUGUCAUGAUAUGACAUGCAGUGCAAAGGGUCAAUAACUCAUCUUUGCAAUUUACAAAAGUAUGCCCCUUUUUAAACUUAGGAGUUUUGGGUUAAAUUCUUAUAUGUAAGCUGGUAUCUCAGUACCCACUAAUGGGAAUGGAUUGAAACUUCACACACUUGUCCACUGUCAUGAGCUGAUAAGCACUAUGCAGGUUCCAUAACCCUAUUUUACUUUUUACUAAAUUAUGCCCCUUUUUCGACUUUCUUAUUCAUUCAAGCGACAAGGCUGUUAAAUAGUCAAGCGUUGCUGUCCUCCGACAGCUCUUGUUUUUUCAACCUAAUAUCUUUGGACUGUUGGAGUUUUGAAUAUCUAAACAGCUAUAACCUGUUGCUAAUUGGUUCUUUAUUUGCUUUUCAUAUUUGCUGAUAUUCAAAGUUGUAUAAUUUUGCUUGUGCAAUAUACUGGGAUUAGGUUGUAGAUAUUUUAUGUUCAGGUAGUUAAGUUACCAUAGUUACGAGCUUUAGUAGUCAAAAUAUCUCGACUUCAAUUACCAAAGACUGUUAGUUCAUAACGAAGUGUUCAUUUUAUUACUUAUAUUUUAUGUUACUUGUAUGUUCGAAAAUUUGUUUUAAGAUGUUGAGUUGCUUUAAUAGAAUGAUUUAAAACUUGUUUAAGACGAAGCAUUUUAUUGUAGAGAGGGACAUGUGCAACUUUUAUUUUGUCGUUUAUAUUAGAAAAUUGCUGACCAAAGCUUUUAAACUCUUUGGUAGGUACAGUAGUGGAAUAUUCAACAUUCUACAAACAAAACAGAUAUUUUAGUAUAUUCCUCUUCUUUAUUGAGACACAAUUUAUUAUUUUAAUAUUAAUCUACAAAGCAUUUAUUUCUUUAAUACUAUUAUUUAUAUAUUUUAUGUGCUAUCUAUUCAAACUGGCCAAUAUAAAGCUUAGGGUUCUUAAUACAGUUGAAUCUCGAUAUCUCGAACUCGCUUAUCUAAAAUUUCUGUCUGUCUCGAACUCACUUAUCUCAAAAUUCUGGCUAUCUCGAACUCACUUAUCUAAAAUUUCUGGCUAUCUCAAACUCACUUAUCUAAAAUUUCUGGCUGUCUCGAACUUACUUAUCUCAAAAAUCUGGCUAUCAGGAACUCUUAUCUCAAAAUUCUGGCUAUCUCGAACUCGCUUAUCUAAAAAUUCUGGCUAUCUCAAACUCACUUAUCUCAAAAUUCUGGCUAUCUCGAACUCUUAUCUCAAAAUUCUGGCUAUCUCGAACUCACUUAUCUCAAAAUUCUGGCUAUCUCGAACUCACUUAUCUCAAAAUUCAGGAUAUCUCUAACUCGUCUCAAAAUUCUGGCAAUCUCGAAGACAUUUCGAACUCGCCUAUCUCAAAAUUCUGGCUAUAUUGAAAAAAUUUUAAGUCCUGUCCCGAAAAUGGGUGCACAAAAUAUCAUUUUGAUUAUUACGAAAUAAAACGCUUGAUCCCUUGGAAUUCGAGAUAACGAGUUUCAACUGUAUAUACUCUACCCUAAAAAUACCUGUAAUUUUUUGGGUGAUUAUAACAGUUUUUGUUGGAGAAAAAAUAGGUAUUAAGUGAAAAUAGAUCCAUACAAUUUCAUGUUCAAAUGUGUGGCUCAAAUUACAUAAGGGCCAGUGAAAUUUACACAGAAAUACACAGAAUACACAGAUUUUUUCUGUGUUAUACUAAAUGCCACACUAUAUUUUUGUUAAUAUAAAAUCCUGGUGAUGCUGACAAAAUGAAGAAAUUCUAACUACAAUAUAGUAUAACAAAAAUUAAAUCACAUUUUUUUUUAAUUAGUAGAUGAUAUUACUGUUAGAAUUCUCAGUAGAAAAGUUUUAUGUUUGUAAGGUGUGCAAUAUUGCGUACAGAGUAGUCAAACGGAAAUGUGUUCAUCAUUUUUCAGCUCAAAUUUUAGUUGUGUUAGAUAACUGUUGGUUAUACAAAAACUGUUCUUCAUCGUAGGGUAAUGGUAUUUGUUUUGGUAAAUAUAUAUUACUAAAGUAGUUUUUUGGAUAUAUCUUACACCCUUCUCUCUUUCAUUACCUUGCAUUAUAUAAUCUAAUUGAUAUAAAAUUUAUGAGAUAAACAAAUGUAAUUCAAAGGUUAUUUCAAGCUUUAACUAACCUAGAUUUUACCCAGGGUAUGAAAUAGCAUUUCAGUUGGUUAAAGAACACUAUCAGUAUUACAGACAUUUAUUGUUCUUAUGGUAACAGUUUAUCAAUGCCAUUGUUUUUUACAUGACAGAGGUCAAGGUCAUACUCUGCCAUUGCAGCUAAUGUAAAUAUCUAGGUCAAAGGUUAGCCUUGUUACAAGGGGUUACAGACAUACCAUACUUCCAAGCACCUUGUUAUUUAAUGCACAUGGAGAAAUAUUUUAAUGCAGUUCCAAAUAAAUAAAAUAUAUUAAAUGUUUAAUAUAUAUACCCUCACACACUAAAAGCAGUCACAUUAUUAUGAAACUUAGUUUAAAGGUAGUUGUAGUCAAAAUCACAAAGAUGUUACGCAUAUGAGUCAGAGUACAUUUUUUGAGGGACACUUUCUAGAAAUUAAAGUAGUAAAUAUUAUAAUGGUUAUUAAAGGUUAUUAGAGUGUACUAAAUACUUAUGUGGUUAUUAAAGAUUAUUUUUAUUGGGAAAGCUUGGUAGAAAAACUACACAUGUCCACCAUAAGUAUAUGGUAGUUUUAGAAAAAAUAAGGUAUAUAGCGGUCUUGGAAAAAACUUAGAAAUUGUCUUCCAUGAAAUUGAUAAUCAAAAUGUAUGAAGACUGAGGAUUUAUAUAUCUUAGAAAAACUAAGGUAAGUUUAUUUUUACACUGUUAAUACAACAAGUAAUACCAUUGAAAAGCUUGAUAUGUAUUUUGUAUUUUACCUUCUGCCUUUGCGACCAGUGCAGACCAAGGUCAGCCUGCACAUUUGAGCAUGCUGAUCUUGGUCUGCAGCAUUCGCUAUUCAGUCAGUAAAAUUUCAGUGAACACCCGUUUGAAUAAUAAGUGGUACUGCCCUAAAUGAAAUGAUGGACCAGUCCAUUUUAGAAAUUUAGCAGCGUGAAGACUAAGCAUACGAAAAAAAAAGCAUUAUAAGAUCUUUAAAAUGUCUCUCAGAUUGGUGAAAGGGCUCUUGGUGCCAAAAAUUAUAUAUAUGUCAAGCAUUCAUUUAUUAAUUAUACUGACAAUCAUUGGUUUAUGCAAAUUAGAUGAAUAUGAAUAUUCAUUUAUUUUAAUUAAGUGGGUUUAAUAUUUAAUCUAGGUUGCAUGUAUAUAUUAUAUAGUCAGAAAUAGUCUAUUUAAUAUGUAAACUUUGGUAAAGUAGCUUUAUCUAUGUAAAUAAUAAUUAUUCUUACACAUUAUUAGUACUCGCAUCCAUUUUCUAUACCUGUUGUUUUGUUUUAUUAUAUAUAUAUAAAUAUAUUUUAUUGAAAUAUUUUUCUCUCUUUUUUAUGUGUUGUACAAAGAAUUCAGCUUUAACUUGGCUUUAUAUGAAAGCGUUACACAUUUAGUGAAAUAACGCAUGUACUAACACAUGUUUUAAUGUUUUGACACAAAAACUGUACUAUAUAAUUUUUUUUUUUUUGGAUUUCAUAUGAUAAAUAUUACAUUUUAUAAUAAAGAAAUAGUACUAAUGCCACAUUACAAGGUUCCACAGAUAUUUCAUUUUGCUUUGCUGGCUUAUAGAAAGUUCAGGCACAAUUAUUUCUUCGAAUAAAACUUACUGAAAAUAGGCAUGUGCACAUUUCACGCUAAGUUACUUUAACGAUUUGUGACUUAGAAAUGUCACAAUUUGUGGCUUAAAAAGGUGUCACACUUUGUGACCUUGAAAAAAAAGUCACAAGGUUGUAUAUCAUUCUUUAUAUUUUUUCUUAUUUUACUUACUGUACUAUAUUUUGUUAAUAUCCAUGUAUAGAAUUAUAUAUAAUAAUGCAUUUACUGCGGACCUAUUUAAGGUCUUUUUUUUUUUUUGCAUUGUUGUUUUUUUUGCAUUGAAAAGUUAUAUUGUAUUAUUACAGGCAGAAAAUAUUAUGAAGAAAUAUGAUAGCCAAAGAUUAUAUGUAAGCUUAAAGCUGGAACUUUUAUCUAUUUUGUGCAAAUUGUUUGAUAAUACCGUUUUUGUUUACUUAUUUGUAAAGCUGUAAAUAUACGCUCUUUCCCCCAUCUUUACCUACAAAAAUCAUUACAUAAUGUUUACAAAGUUGUAAUAUUCAGUUACCAAUAAACACUCUACAAAAAAUAUUUCUUUCCGAAGUAGGCAAUAGGAAUUUUACAUGAUGUCAUUUCAUAACGUCCCAUAUUCAUUACUCAUUGGAAAAAAACACUGGUUCAAGGUCAUAACAUUACAAGGUCAGAGGUCAUACAUAUGAAGAUCAAAACAUUUAGCAUUCACUUGUAUAAAUUUUUCAUUCAUUAAAAUAAUUUUCCUUGAAAAGUCAUUCCAAAAUAGAAUUAUGAGAAUUCAACAUUAUUUUUAUUCAGUAGAGAGAAAAAAAAACAACAUUGAUUAAGAAAUAACUUGCAUUGUGCUUCUGUUUCUUUAAAAAUCCUGCAGUCUUACUUCUUUUGUUUCGGAUAAACUAAUUUUACAAAUUUAAAAGAUAUAUUCACUCUGUUUUGAUUUAUGUGUCAGCCUUACAGUCUUUAUCAAAAAGACAAUUAAAAUAUAUUAUACCACUUUAUAUUUUAAUUCUCAAAACGGACCAAACUUGUAUGCAGUGGUAACGAAAAUCUAAAUUGUAUAUGAAUUUACCUUAACUUUCUGAAUAGUUGAUUUAAUAACAGUUCACUAAAACUUUGUACGAACUUUAUAGGUAACAUUUUGUUUCUGUUGUGUUUGUUUUAAGCUCAAUAUAGCAGUAAUCAGUAUUGUAAUCAGAUCCAGAUUUUUUGAUUUAUGUUCUUCUGUGUUUAACUGAGCUAAUUUUUGUUGUGUUUUGACUUUAAAUUUUAUUACACAAACAGUUAAGCAGGACACGGUGAUGUUUGUAUUAAAGCAAAUUUUAUGUUACUAAGCAGGACUGGUCUAUAACAAGAUUAAAUACUAGAAUUUUAUCCUUAAAUCAUGUUUUCUAUAACAGGUUAUCAAGGAUAGCAAAUUUGCAUGUUUUUUUUUUUACUAAUUAGUCUGAGUAUAAGUUCCAGAUUUAAUUUUAAUUAAAUAGGUGGUUAUUGUUUUUGUUUAUUGUUUAUUUACAGAAUUUAAUGAGUAUUUUUCAUGGUGUUUUGGAUUUUUUGAAAGGGUUUGUGUUAAGUUGUAUGUCUAGUCGAUAAAUAUUCGUGUUCAUAUAUAUGCUGUUCUGCUUCAGCCGUGUUUUUUCCAAAAAUUUUGAACCAUAGAAUGAAAUUAUAUUAUGUUAUAAAUUCUUGACAUAUUGGUUAGAUUCUUUUAGAUAUUUUGGCAGUGAUACAGUUAAUGGAGAUAUGUCUGCAGAUCAAAGAAAGACGUUUUAAUUCAAAUGUUUAACCACUCAACAUUACUUUUUUUGUGGAUCGUCAUGGGAAUUGAACAUACAAUAAAAUAUGUUUUAGACAAGUAAGCCCAUAAAAUGUUGAAAUUUGUGUUCUAAGAUAUGAAAAAGUACAAAUGGUAUUGUUCUCUUGUUUAGUAUAAAAAAUGUCGCAGUGGUGCUGUGUUCAGUUCUUACCGGUAGAUAGAAAAAAAAAACAUAAAAAAUCGUACAAUGUUCCAUUGCUCAGAAUUAGUUCACUGUGGUAUAUUAGUAAUAGAACUUUCAGAAACAAUUACCACUGUCGGUCGUUACACAUCGUAGGAACAUCGCUAGUUUCAGAAUUUAUGGAUAAACACGGCUGAAGGAUGGCGCAUGACUGUUUGACAAUGUAAAACUUACUGUACUAAUGUUUAGCGUAUCUACAAAUGAUUUGUACCUCUCUCUCUCUGUGUAACCUUUCCAGGUGCUUAUUUCAAAUAAAAUCAAUUUAUUAUGUUA